AUGUCUUCCGGGAAGAUGACGAUGUACAAGCUGGUGGUGCUGGGAGAUGGAGGUGUCGGGAAGACGGCUCUCACCAUUCAGUUAUGCCUGAACCAAUUCGUCGAGACGUACGACCCUACUAUCGAAGACUCGUACCGUAAACAAGUACAAAUCGACAGCCAGUCAUGCAUGCUUGAAGUGCUAGAUACUGCCGGGCAAGAGGAGUACAUUGCGCUCAGGGACCAGUGGAUCCGCGACGGCGAAGGCUUUGUUUUGGUCUACAGCAUAUCCUCACGCUCGUCCUUCACGAAGCUGGAGAAGUUCCACCGCCAGAUUCAGCGGGUCAAAGAGUCGGCUGCGGCAGGUUCGCCGACAUACCCAGGCUCGCCCUUGUCACAGACAAUGUCGAACGCAUCGUUGGGACCGGCGCCUGUCAUGCUGGUGGGCAACAAAUGCGACAGGGUGACGGAGCGUGAGGUAUCAACACAAGAGGGAAGCGCACUAGCGAAGAAGCUAAACUGCGAGUUUGUGGAAGCAUCCGCGAAGAACUGCAUCAACGUGGAAAAGGCAUUCUACGACGUCGUGCGGCAACUUCGCAAGCAGCGAGUGUCAGGCCCAUCGCGUCAGACUACUGGAAGAGACGGCAUGAACACUGCUUUCAGCAAGUCGACACGCGCACAGUACAUGUCGGACAGAGACUACGACCGCGAACCGCGUUACCGCAGGAAGACCAACCGCCAAAAGGGCGGCAGCAAAUGCGUCAUUCUCUGA
Molecule: messenger RNA, 750 nt
Organism: Saxophila tyrrhenica
Lineage: Eukaryota; Fungi; Ascomycota; Dothideomycetes; Mycosphaerellales; Extremaceae
Product: RAS2 protein
Exons: 2
Coding region: 1-750 (249 amino acids)
Biological process (GO): Ras protein signal transduction
Cellular component (GO): plasma membrane
Molecular function (GO): GTPase activity; GDP binding; GTP binding
Source: RefSeq, a predicted model, not a curated record